AUGAUGGGUGGUCAGCUCCGUGGAAUGCGGGGUCCUGCACCAGAUUCGGCAGUACCUGAUAGCGGAGAGGUCAUUCACAUAUCGUCUCUAGCGCUAUUAAAGAUGUUGAAACAUGGCCGAGCUGGUGUUCCUAUGGAGGUUAUGGGCCUCAUGCUCGGAGAGUUUGUCGAUGAAUAUACCGUGCAAGUUGUGGACGUUUUCGCCAUGCCGCAGUCUGGUACCACCGUGACCGUCGAGUCGGUUGAUCACGUCUUCCAAACUAAGAUGCUCGACAUGUUGAAGCAGACAGGACGGCCGGAAAUGGUGGUAGGGUGGUACCACUCGCAUCCAGGCUUCGGAUGCUGGCUUUCGAGUGUUGAUAUCAACACACAAGAAUCCUUCGAACGCAUGCAAAACCGCUGUGUCGCUGUUGUUAUUGAUCCUAUUCAGUCUGUCAAAGGAAAGGUCGUCAUUGAUGCAUUCAGAUUAAUCAACCCUCAAACCGUCAUUGUCGGUCGCGAACCCCGGCAGACGACAUCCAAUAUUGGUCUCAUUAAUAAACCGUCGAUUCAGGCACUCGUGCACGGAUUGAAUAGGCACUACUAUUCAAUUGCUGUGAACUACCGGAAGACGGAGCUUGAACAGUCAAUGUUGAUGAACCUUCACAAGAGAAACUGGACUGAGGGAUUGAAGUUGCGAGACUUUUGUUCACACAAGGAAAGCAAUGAGAAGGCUAUAAAAGCCAUGCUCACGCUAUCUGAGGCAUACAACAAAUCCGUGCAAGAGGAAUCAACGCUGUCCGCAGAAAAGCUGAAGACACGUCAUGUAGGGAAACAAGAUCCAAAGCGACAUUUGGAGGAAGCGGUAGAAAAGGCAAUCGGGGACCAGGUGGUGCAGAACCUGGGUACAAUGUUGCUGGCUGAGCUAUAG
Molecule: messenger RNA, 909 nt
Organism: Suillus paluster
Lineage: Eukaryota; Fungi; Basidiomycota; Agaricomycetes; Boletales; Suillaceae
Product: JAB1/Mov34/MPN/PAD-1 ubiquitin protease-domain-containing protein
Exons: 6
Coding region: 1-909 (302 amino acids)
Biological process (GO): protein deubiquitination; proteasome-mediated ubiquitin-dependent protein catabolic process
Cellular component (GO): proteasome regulatory particle, lid subcomplex
Molecular function (GO): proteasome binding; protein binding; metallopeptidase activity
Source: RefSeq, a predicted model, not a curated record